This is a messenger RNA of Chenopodium quinoa (quinoa), 2685 nucleotides long. RefSeq names its product ABC transporter G family member 7-like. Gene Ontology annotation, molecular function: ATP binding; ATP hydrolysis activity; ABC-type transporter activity. Lineage: Eukaryota; Viridiplantae; Streptophyta; Magnoliopsida; Caryophyllales; Amaranthaceae. The transcript is spliced from 12 exons. Bases 236 to 2395 code for a protein of 719 amino acids. The record is from RefSeq and is a predicted model, not a curated record. Gene Ontology annotation, cellular component: membrane.
CAAAAAUCCCAAAAAAAAAAACACCCAAAAGGCCAAAAAUCUUAUCCUCGAAUCGAACACGUGUUAAGUCUUUUAGCCUGUUAGCCCUUCUUGAUUUGUAGCAAAACAAACAAGACAAAUUCACACACCAUCCAAAUCCCAUACGACGUCGUAUUACUCUUAUCAAUAACGCCACUCUCACCUCACUCUCACACUCACUACUUGCAGUUGCAGCAUAACCAGAGGAGAGAAAAAAAUGGUGAAAAUCGGCGGGAAAAAAGUAGGGGAAAUGGUCGGAAAAAUCGGCGGAAAUGGCGUCGGCCAAAUCCUGAUUGCCGUCGCCGCCGCUCUCUUCGUUCGUUUGUUUUCCGGCCCUGAUCCUGCGUUGUUGCCGGAGAAUGAAUUUGACGGCGACGAGAAUGAAUUUGAUGAUUCUAAUGAGUCUUCGUUUGAUGGAAAAGUUUUUCCGGUUACUAUUCGUUGGAAUAAUAUCACUUGUUCACUCUCUGAUAACAAGUCUAAAUCGGUAAGAUUCCUGCUGAAAGAUGUUAGUGGGGAAGCUAAACCUGGAAGGUUGCUAGCAAUAAUGGGGCCAUCAGGUUCAGGGAAGACAACAUUACUUAAUGUUUUAGCUGGUCAACUUGCAGCUUCACCAAGAUUAAGUUUAUCAGGUUUAUUGGAGGUCAAUGGACAGCAAAAGUCAAAGAAAUCUUACAAGUUUGCUUAUGUUAGGCAGGAGGACCUCUUUUUCUCGCAAAUGACUGUCCGUGAAAUACUCUCUCUUGCUGCAGAAUUACAGCUUCCACAGAUGUCUUCAGCAGAAGCAAGGGAUGCUUAUGUGAAUGAUCUCUUGUCUAAAUUGGGCUUGGUCAGUUGUGCAGAUUCAAUUGUUGGUGAUGCAAAGGUGCGUGGAAUUAGUGGUGGUGAAAAGAAACGUUUGUCUUUGGCAUGUGAACUAAUUGCAAGUCCUUCAGUCAUAUUUGCAGAUGAACCAACGACUGGGCUUGAUGCCUUCCAGGCAGAAAAGGUAAUGGAAACGCUCAGUCAACUUGCACAAGAUGGUCAUACUGUGAUCUGCUCAAUACACCAGCCCAGAGGAUCGAUUUAUUACAAAUUCGACGACAUUAUCUUGCUGACAGAUGGUUCUCUUAUUUAUGCUGGUCUUGCUAGGGAUGAACCAUUGUCAUACUUUGCAAAUCUUGGGUACCCUUGCCCAGAUCAUGUCAAUCCUGCUGAAUUUUUGGCUGAUCUCAUAUCUAUUGAUUAUAGUUCAUCUGAAAGUAUUAACAGCUCUCAAAAAAGGAUCGAUGGUCUUGUUGAGGCAUUUUUACAACAAACUUCCUCUGUUAUUUAUGCAACUCCACUUACCAGUGAAGAGAAAUUCAUAAAAAGAAUGAGGUUUGGUAUAAAUGCUUCUGCUAAGAAAGGGAAUUGGUGGAGGGAAUUCUUCUUGCUUUUUAGACGUGCAUGGAUGCAGGCAUCUCGAGAUGGGCCAACAAAUAAGGUACGGGCCAGAAUGUCAAUUGCAUCAGCAAUAAUAUUUGGUUCAGUCUUUUGGAGGAUGGGAAGAUCUCAGACAUCUAUUCAGGACAGAAUGGGGCUGCUGCAGGUUGCUGCUAUAAAUACUGCAAUGGCUGCUUUGACGAAGACUGUGGGUGUUUUCCCGAAGGAGCGUGCCAUUGUAGAUAGGGAACGAGCAAAAGGAUCUUAUUCAUUGGGUCCAUACUUACUGUCUAAGCUGCUGGCUGAAAUACCUGUUGGAGCCACAUUCCCGUUGUUGUUUGGUUCCAUUCUAUAUCCUAUGGCACGCCUGCAUCCCACUUUGUCCAGGUUUGGUAAGUUCUGUGGAAUUGUAACCGUAGAGUCUUUCGCUGCAUCUGCUAUGGGUCUAACUGUGGGAGCCAUGGUUCCUUCCACUGAAGCUGCUAUGGCUGUUGGGCCAUCUCUUAUGACUGUCUUCAUAGUCUUCGGGGGAUACUAUGUUAAUGCAGAUAACACGCCUAUUAUAUUCCGCUGGAUUCCUCGCGUGUCUCUGAUACGAUGGGCUUUUCAAGGACUGUGUAUCAAUGAAUUUAAAGGCCUGCAAUUCGAGCAUCAGCAUCCAUUUGAUCUACAAACUGGAGAACAGGCACUGGAACGACUUUCAUUUGCUGGCAGUCAAAUUAGAGAGACUGUGGCAGCGCAAGGCAGGAUAUUGUUAUUUUGGUAUUGCACAACUUACCUUUUGCUGGAGAAGAAUAAACCCAAGUACCAGCAGCUUGAGGUUCCUUCUCCAGAUCAAGUGCAUCAAGUGCUACCAUCUGAGACUGCCGUAGAUAAAGAAGAUCAGCAUUUUUCUGAUCAAGUUGAGGGAAAAGAGCAGCUUGAACCUCAGGCAGAUCAAAUCCAACCAUUUAUCCUGGAAGGUUCUAAGUAAAGAAGAUAUACUUUGGCACCAAAGGAGGCUGUCUUGCCUGCUCUAACAGAAGAUAACUCAGUAAACAAGCUGUUGUGCUCGACUUCACAAUGUAGCUAGAAUAAGGACAUGUAAGAAACUGAUCAAUUUGGUCCAUAUGGAAUGUUUGAUCAGCUUGAGUCUGAUCAUAGAGCUUGUUUUGUUGUACAGAAUCACUACCAGAUUUAGUCCGAAUUCCCUAUUUUCAGGUGUUUAAUAUAUUUUCCUCAAAUGGUGGUCAAAUUAGAGUUUCCUGAUGAUAUUUGAUGUCA